AUGGCAAAGGCAGAACGUGGAGACACCAGACCGUGCCUCACGUCCAAAAGCAUAGCUCCGCUUGAGUACAAUUGGCCAAAGGGGCGCUCAAGACGUCGAAGAUUCUUGCUUGCAGUCAAAUGAAGCGUUUUAUUACUAGGACAAAUCACUGAACUUUGUUUUCCUUCUCUGUAUUUGGCUUUUCUUUUCUUUUUUUACUCCAAUCAGAAUCGAGAAUUCAGGGAAAGCUGGCAGACUGGAAUUGUAUGCAGACAUAACUUGGAAGAAAAGCUGCAUCCUAUGCACAUUUACUUAGGAGUAUGUCACGUUGAAACCAGUGAAUUUUCUUCUGUGUAAACAAGGAUCCUGCUGCAUAUCCCAUUGAACACAGUGGGACUUUCAACCCUGUAAACCUGAUUUGGGCUGAAGUGAACAUAACAUAUGGUUGUUAGGGAGCAAACUUUCGGUGAAAACCUUAUCCUGCAUUGUAUUGACACAGAGCAUCUCCAACAUGUCUGGAGUCUCUUUCGCACGUUCAAAUGUGUCUCUGGACACGGAGGGCUCUGAAGGAACUUACAGAGGAAGGCUGGCAUCCCGGCAAACUGGGGAUGUGUUUACAAUUCCCUCAGUUAAGUCAAGCUCUGGAUAUGAUACAAAGUCAGUAACAGCUAAAGUAACAGAGUUGCAGUUGGACAAGAACCCGUUUAAAAUCCCUUCAGAUAUUGAUAUCUUCUUAUUGCGAGACAAACAAAGGGAAAAAGCGAAAGUGGAGCGGGAGCGAAGGAAAACAUUGAAGGUCCAUGAGAAGAUGACCUGCUCCACUCUGCAGAGUGCCAAACAAUCUGGUUUCAAGAAAGAAAUCCAGAUGGAAGAGGAAGCUGAGGACAAAGAGCUGGCAGCAGAAGCAGAGCGGCUCAAAGCUCUCCGAGAAAGCAUCUCUUGGAAGAUAGCAGUCACUAAAGACCAGGUUGUAGAGAGAGAGACCAUGCAUGACUACAUCAAUCAGAAACGACAAAUGUUCUUGCUGCAGUACGCUGUAAUUGUAAAGAAAGAUGAAAUCCAGAAGCUGGAUAACCUGGCUGUUGAAGAAGAAGCAAAGCUGGAAAAAGCUGAGGAAGACCUAGAGAAGGACGCUGCCAUGUUUGAUGAGUUCCUGAAAGAGAAUGACAGAAAUUCUGCCCAAGCCCUAAAAAUUGCCGAAAAAGAAACCAAAGCCAAGCUGGAAAAAAUCCUUGAGAUCCGAGAACUGACUGCACAAAUGAUGAACAUCCAAAGUGAAAUAGCCAGGUUCGAAGACACUUUGAAGGAGUACGUGGUAUUCAAGGACUUCCUCUACCAGCUGUCUCCCAAAGAGUGGCGGGACGAUUAUGAAAAAAAGCGAAUGAAGGAAAAAGAAAAAGUGGUAAAAAUCAUUCCUGAGAAAGAUGAAAAACUUUCAUCAAUACUAUCGAAAAGCCGGGAUAUUCAACAGAAGAGAAAAGGUCGAGGAAUGAGUUUACUAAAGCAUUCUAGUUUUGAUCUGUCUGCAACAGACCUUAGCUCUAGGACUCCAAGCCAAAUUUUGACCAGGAAAGAUUCCAUCAGAAUGAGCCAAGUUUCUUCUAGGCAGAACCUUAGAUCCCAGCAAAGCAAAAGACCGAGCAUUAUCAUUCCAGCAACUGAUGAAAAUCCUCCAGAUAUUCCAUCUGAUGAAGAAGAAGAUGAGGAACCGGAGUUAUACUUUACAGAUCCACACCAACUGCUGAAUGUUUUCACUGAGCUAGAGGAACAGAACUUGUCCCUAAUUCAGAAUUCUCAGGAGACAGAGGAAAACCUAGAUGAACUUCGGCACACUUUGACUGCUACAAGAAACAAAAUGGACCGUGAAAUAGAACAAUUGAAGCUGCUUGCUGUUACUCUUCAAGCCAACAUUGUGAAAGAGGAAGAGACGGCGGCAGACCUUGAACUCAAAGCCCGCGUGUUUUCCUUUGGAGAAUACAAAGCUGACGUUCAGGACAAAAUGUUGGUAAGCUUGCAUCGAAAGGUGCUGGAAGUCUAUCGACGCUGCAUUGGAGAAAACGAGGCAAACCUGGGAACUGUGCAGAUGCUAACUGUUAUAGAGCACCAGUUAGAUGACUUGCUAGAGUGUCUGGAGAGGGUAGCUCCAGCAAAGAUAGAACAAGCUGAGAAAGCCAAAGAGAAAGAACGAAGGAUGAGGAUGAGAGAAGAAAAGAUAAGGCAGCAGCGACAAUUGCAGGAAGAGAGAUUGCAACGGGCACUGGCUAGAGCACAAGCUGAUGUUAAGAAAAAGAGUGGCAGAAGAUUGGUGUUCCGAUCUGAGCCUCCUGCCUACAAAGAGAAGGAAGAUGAGGAUCAAGGAAUAAUAGACAAGGAAAAGGAGGAGCUACUCUACUACUUUACUUAACAGCCCAGAAUUGUAAGAAAUGGUGAAGCACAGACAAGACAGAUUUAGAAGAAAUGUUUUUGCUAGUUAGUACACUUCUUUCAAUAAUUUGCUGACUAUCUUAAUCUCAUUUGCUUAUACUUGUUACACACACAUACAGCCCCCACCUCCCACAAAUCCAGGACAGUCCACAGUUUGUGUGCUGGUUUAGUUGGAAAAUUCAGUUUUGCCUUUUGGUAAAUAAAGCUGGUAAAAACAAAAUAAUAGGCCACCACGGCGACCAAGAGAAAUGUUAAGUUGCAUUCAGAUGCUUUGAUUUCAGUCUUGAGUACUGGAGGUACAGAUUUCUGCUAUUCAGAUGUUUCAAGUCUCCAAAAUUGGAAACACGUUUACAAGAAGUUUGUUCCAUUUGCAGCUGAGAUCCUGAUUGGAAACAACAAAAAACUAAAAUGGAGAAACUGAACAUUAGUUCUUUAUUAGUCUCUUUGUCUCUCACCAAUUAUUUAGAUGUCCACUGCCAGCAAUGGACUUCUCCAGAAUAUAUCUGAUGUCUUUAAGUCCUUACCCCUCAAUGUUUACUACAAAUUCCAUUGUAGGAAUUUACAAAGCCAAG
This is a messenger RNA of Rhineura floridana, 2975 nucleotides long. RefSeq names its product cilia and flagella associated protein 100 (gene CFAP100). The record is from RefSeq and is a predicted model, not a curated record. The coding region runs from base 491 to 2383 and encodes 630 amino acids. Lineage: Eukaryota; Metazoa; Chordata; Lepidosauria; Squamata; Rhineuridae. The transcript has 17 exons.